This is a messenger RNA of Cyphellophora attinorum, 1011 nucleotides long. Its product is annotated as Exocyst complex component sec15. NCBI's taxonomy places the organism in Eukaryota, Fungi, Ascomycota, Eurotiomycetes, Chaetothyriales, Cyphellophoraceae. Gene Ontology annotation, cellular component: membrane; exocyst. Gene Ontology annotation, biological process: exocytosis; Golgi to plasma membrane transport; intracellular protein transport. The record is from RefSeq and is a predicted model, not a curated record. The transcript has 2 exons. The coding region runs from base 1 to 1011 and encodes 336 amino acids.
AUGCCGUCUAUGGCAAAGCCACGAAACGACCCCUCAGAUGUGUUGAAACAGAUCGUGACCUCGUCGUCAGACACCGACUAUGUAGAUCAACUGAUUCCGUCACUACGGGAGGCCAGCUACAGCAACAAGACUUCGCGUCUUCUCGGCGUCCUCUCCGAAUUCGCGGCAGGCAGGGAGGCUGAGAUCGAGCGACAGUGCAACACUAAUCAUCAAGAAUUCGUGAACUCCGUGAACCAGCUCUUGCGUAUCCGAGAGGGGACCGUCAAUCUCACAAAUGAGAUCCUUGAUCUCAAUCAGUCGAUUCAAAGCAGCACGGAGAAGCUCGUUGACCAAAAGAAAGCCCUCGUGGAAUCUCGCGGCGUUCGACAGAACAUCAACGAAGCGAACCAGGCUCUGCAGGACUGUCUGGAGGUGCUCCGCCUGGCGAAUCAAGUCCAGGAGUUGCUAGAUAAGAAGCAGUACUAUGCUGCUUUGCGGGCGUUGGAUGAAUUGCAAAGCGUACAUCUGCGCAAUGUGAGCCACUACAAGCUCAGCGAGAUUAUUCAGCAGUCUGUUCCCGAGACUCAGAAAAAGAUCGCCAAUGAGGUCAUGAAAGAUCUCAACACCUGGUUGUUCAGGAUCAGAGAGAUCUGCCAAUACCUUGGGGAGCUGUCAUUCUAUCACACAGAUCUGCGCAAGCAACGUCAGAAGGAACGGGCUGAGAAGACGCCCUACCUCAACCAAUUCAAGCUCAAUUCGGCAAUCGAGUUAGUGGCAGACGAAAGCGAGGAGUAUGACCUACUCAAGAAUGACGAUCUUGAGAUCGACUUCACGCCUCUGCUGGAGGCUCUUCAUAUCCACCGCUCCCUCGAUAUGAUGGACACGUUCAAGGCCGAUUACGCUACAAACCGCAAGGGACAGCGGGAUCUCAUCCUUGCAGAGUCCGUCACGCUUAUGGAAGAAGAUCUGUCCUCAUUGCAUAACAUGCUCGAGAACGUUGCGGCUUCGCCAUCAUGGAGAGAGCGACCAUGA